Messenger RNA from Amaranthus tricolor (Joseph's coat), 3113 nucleotides. RefSeq names its product hydroxyproline O-galactosyltransferase GALT6-like. NCBI's taxonomy places the organism in Eukaryota, Viridiplantae, Streptophyta, Magnoliopsida, Caryophyllales, Amaranthaceae. Bases 491 to 2500 code for a protein of 669 amino acids. Gene Ontology annotation, molecular function: galactosyltransferase activity; carbohydrate binding. The record is from RefSeq and is a predicted model, not a curated record. The transcript has 7 exons. Gene Ontology annotation, cellular component: Golgi membrane.
UAGUACAGCACCCAUAACAGAAUCUCAUCUUUCCCUGGAAGCUGAAAUUAGAGAGAGAAAGUGAAAAAAAAAAAAGUGUUGUGAGGUCGGUCACUCCAUCUCUUUCUAUCUCCUCAUUCCUUCCACUCUCUUUCUGUUUUCCUCCAUUUUUCCUUCUUUCUCUCUCUUGUUAAACUGUUUAACACCUUAAUCUCUCUUGCAUUCUAUGUUGAUGACCUAACUCUUAACUCUUAUUAACUCUUAAUUCAAACUCAUUCUUUUUGUUUCUAGUCGGAGCACUUUUCCCUUCUUUCUCUCUCUUUAAAUUCUCCACACCCCUUUAAUUUCACACCUCGAGAAGUAAUGGGGGUUUGAGAUUUAUUCCCUAUUUCAAAAUCCAUAUUUUGAUUUCUCCUAAAACACCUUAAUUUUGUUGGGCAGUUUUUAGUACUUUCAAUUUUAGGGUUAGUUUGAUUUUGAAGUUUUGGGGAAAAAAAUUAAAAGUAAAAGUAUGAAGAGAGGAGGGGGGAAACUAGAAACUUACAUGGGUGUGACUCGAGUUCGAUCGAUUCAAAUUCUUGCGUUGAUUGGGUUACUUUAUUUGAUCUUCAUGACAUUUGAGGUACCUUUUGUUUUCAAGAGCGUUUCACAGGAUACUUCAAGCGUUUCGUUUCAAAACGAUGCCUUUGUGAGACUACGGCAGUUAGAUAGUGAGGAAGAAUUGCAGGUGAAAGAAGCUCCGAUCCGACCGUUAAAAGAGCCGUUAAGGGUUUCAUCAGUUUCUCCAAAGCCUCAACGUCAAAUGAGGGAAUAUAAAACCCUUUCUGGGUUAAUUUUUGAUUGGAGAGCUUUAAUUAGUACUGAAAAAGAUGGGUCUUCAGGUUUACAUAAAUCUGCUAUAACUGCUUUUCAGUUAGGGGAGAAACUUUGGGAGGAUCUCAAGUCAGGGAAGGUGAAACUUGAUGUCGAAAAGGCGGCAGAGAAUCGAAAUGAAUCAUCGUGUCCCAACUCGGUAUCGUUAACCGGUGCUCAAUUUGUGGAGAAAGGGAAGGUGAUGGUAUUACCUUGUGGGUUGACACUGGGGUCUCACAUUACUUUAGUUGGUAAACCUAGAAUUGCUCAUGCUGAAUAUGAUCCUAAAAUAUCAUUGUUAAAAGAUGGGGAUCAAAGUGUGAUGGUUUCUCAGUUUAUGUUGGAGUUGAUAGGAUUAAAAACUGUUGAUGGUGAAGACCCACCAAGGAUUUUGCAUUAUAAUCCAAGGUUGAAAGGGGAUUGGAGUGGAAAGCCUGUGAUUGAGCAAAAUACUUGUUAUAGACAACAAUGGGGAACGUCGGUUCGAUGUGAAGGUUGGAAGUCUAAGCCUGAUGAGGAAACUGUUGAUGGGCUGAUCAAAUGUGAAAAAUGGAUCCGCGAUGAUGAUAGUAAUACUGAAGAUUCCAGGGCAACAUGGUGGUUGAGUCGACUUCUAAGCAGGCCGAAGAAGGUGACGGUUGAUUGGCCAUUUCCUUUUGCUGAGGAUAAGCUGUUUGUUAUGACUCUCAGUGCUGGUUUAGAAGGAUACCAUGUCAAUGUUGAUGGGAGGCAUGUGACUUCCUUUCCUUAUCGAACAGGAUUUUCGCUUGAAGAUGCUACUGGGUUGACAUUAAAGGGAGACAUUGAUGUUCAUUCCGUAUUCGCUGCUUCGUUACCGUCAUCACAUCCUAGUUUUGCUCCCCAGAGGCACCUUGAGAUGUCUAGUAGAUGGCAAGCCGCGCCUCUUCCAAAUGGCCCCGUGGAGCUCUUUAUUGGCAUUCUUUCUGCUGGUAAUCAUUUUGCUGAGAGAAUGGCCGUGAGGAAAUCUUGGAUGCAACAUCAACUAAUAAAGUCCUCUAAAGUGGUGGCCCGCUUCUUCGUAGCAUUGCAUUCUAGAAAGGAAGUGAAUGUGGAGUUGAAGAAAGAGGCAGAGUUUUUUGGUGAUAUUGUCAUAGUCUCAUAUAUGGAUAGCUAUGACCUUGUUGUGGUGAAAACUGUGGCUAUUUGUGAAUAUGGGGUUCGCACUGUCGAUGCAAAGCGCAUCAUGAAGUGUGAUGAUGAUACCUUUGUUCGGAUUGACGCUGUAAUUAAGGAAGCAAACAAGAUUCCUGGGGGUAGCAGCUUGUAUGUGGGCAACAUAAACUACUAUCAUAAGCCUUUGCGUAGUGGUAAAUGGGCUGUCACUUAUGAGGAGUGGCCGGAGGAAGAUUAUCCACCGUAUGCAAAUGGACCAGGUUACAUAUUGUCAUCAGAUGUUGCUCAAUUCAUUGUUUCAGAGUUUGAGAAGCAUAAACUACGGUUAUUCAAGAUGGAAGAUGUGAGCGUCGGAAUGUGGGUUGAGCGCUUUAACAGCUCUCGACCAGUAGAAUACGUACACAGCCUCAAGUUCUGCCAGUUUGGAUGUAUAGACGAUUAUUACACCGCUCAUUACCAGUCUCCAAAACAGAUGAUCUGUCUAUGGAACAAACUACAACAGCAAGGCCGCCCAGUUUGCUGUAACAUGAGAUGAUAGUCGUUAAAAUUUUCCGGGAAGCCAGUUUCCUGUUUUGCCAAUUGAAUAGAUAGAGCAAUUUUUGAAGCCCAAAAUCAGUUUUCCUUUCUGUAAAUUCCCGAAAAGUCGUUCGAUCCUCUUAGGUGCCAGUUUGUUCCAAUCCAUAUUCAUUCAUUAUUUCUCCCUCUGGCCUUUCCUUCUUCAUUUUUGUGCCCUAAAAAUUGAAAUGAUGAGGAGAAAUUAGCAAACUGGUGAACAGCCUUAUCCAAGUUGGAGGGUUUUGCAACCUAAUGUAGAGAAAAAGCAUGAAAAUGGAAUGAAUCCUCACCUUUACAAGGUGUAUGUUUAUGAUUGGAUAUCGAAGAAUGGAAGCAUCCAUGCUAUUCCUAAUGACUAUUUAAUUAGUAUUUAGUAAGUUCCUCACAUUAUCUCAACAACUUUCCCAUUUUUGCAAUAUUGACAGGGCCAUGUGAGAAAUUUUGAUGGUUAAUUUGGGAAUCAUGCUGUUGUUCUUUGUGUUUGUCUUUUAUUUGUUAAUGGCAACAUUCUUUUUAUGUAUAUUGGUUUCACCAAAUGACUGGAUUAAGUUACCAAGAUCUGAUUUAUGAGCAUUACUUUCUUAUAAAAGUCA